Mytilus trossulus (common blue mussel) is the source of this 1026-nucleotide messenger RNA. RefSeq lists its product as uncharacterized. The transcript is spliced from 5 exons. Lineage: Eukaryota; Metazoa; Mollusca; Bivalvia; Mytilida; Mytilidae. The record is from RefSeq and is a predicted model, not a curated record. The coding region runs from base 43 to 1026 and encodes 327 amino acids.
AAUUAGCUAAUUUUAUACGACAUUUAAUGUGUAACAUCGGGAAUGUUUUUGUCACACAUCUUUAAACUGUUUAUAGUUGUUUUUAGUAUUACAGAAAUAAUAAUGGACUCUGCGCAUAUUAAUACAACUGUUGGGGAUAGCGUUAUACUUUAUUGCAAUAACACACCAGGGAACUCUUUUCUGCAAUGGCUGCGCUUGAAUCCAAGUAAGAAAGUGACAGAACAAAUAUACACGGACGGAUGGGCAGUAAAUUUAGAUAUACCACAUCACCAUAGAUUGAACAUAAGUAGUUUUCCUAAUAGCACCACGUAUGAUCUAAAAAUAGUAAAUGUGACAAAUAAUGAUUCAGGAGAAUACCGAUGUAUCACAUUUUCUGGAAACAUGGCGAUAUCAUUCGAUGUCAAGCUUAAUGUUCAAGAAGAGCGGAUACCACCAGGUAGCACUUUACCCAAUCAAUACGAAACCGAAACAAAAAGCAAACAUCCGAGAACCGAAAAUGGAGAGCAAUAUUUUGAUAAAACAACUGUUUUCAUUGAUUUUCACAAGAAUACAACCGAAAGCAUCACACAUUUGAAUGAAACCAAAUCUGACUCAGAUUUUCUGAGUAAUGGAAUAUAUUGGGUUGCCGGUAUGACUGGAAGUGGCAUCGUGGUCUUUUUUACAGUAUUUCUUUCUUAUAUCUACUUAAAGAAAUUGAAUGCUAUUUUGAAGAAAGCCAAUCAGGGGCAUACAAUGUCGAUAGAAUACAGAGAAGAACAAACAAACAACAUUGAAAAUGACAAUAUUGAAAUUUAUGAAACACGCGAACACGUUCGGGACAACACACAUGCAAGGUCAGUCACACGAAUAGGAAGACGUACAAUCAACAACGAGGUGUAUGAGAUUGUCCAACAGCACGAACCAUCUCCAAACAUACAGACAGAUCAUCUAACACAAGACGAUGAGAACAGGUCUUAUCAAACAGUAUCCGCUGACUGGUCGAAUGAUGAUCAUAUAUAUAAAGAACUUGCUGGUGGUCAAUGUUAA